Messenger RNA from Drosophila innubila, 655 nucleotides. RefSeq lists its product as uncharacterized. The transcript has 3 exons. The coding region runs from base 60 to 608 and encodes 182 amino acids. The record is from RefSeq and is a predicted model, not a curated record. NCBI's taxonomy places the organism in Eukaryota, Metazoa, Arthropoda, Insecta, Diptera, Drosophilidae.
UUCCACAUCUCUAUUUGCCAUACACAAGUAAAAAAAUCUCGUUUUAAAUUUAAACCGACAUGAAAUUAGAACCCGACAGAUACGAAUACUAUAAGAAGACGUUAAGCGACUGUUUACAGGUCGCUACAACUCUUGUUCGUAACUAUCUAAGCAUGUUAGGAGCCCAAACCCCACAGCUAAUUACGCUGACAAAUCAACUAUGGGAAUUGAGUCAACGUCAACGUUUAGUAGCUAGCGUCGACAGAACAGCCGCCGUCGCUCUGCUCUCAGCUUGUCAUGCCGCUUUCCAGCCAAUCAACCAUUUCAUACAAAACCUGCAUGCGAAACUAGCUGAGAUUGCCGACCAUGUUGCAGACUUUGAACGGGAGUUCUUGGCUCUGGAAGGGGAGCCAUUUCAGCUGGAAUCAUAUGCCGACUGGCAUGCGUGGUUAUUCCAAACACUGGACGUCCUGCAGACGCAGACCAAAUACUUGGAAUUGCAUGCACGUUCAUUGGCGCCUUCUUUGGUGCAGAGCUCAACAGUAAAGCAGUUUAGAGAAGUGCUGCAGCUAGUUAAGCAAUACGAGUCCAACUUUUGUAUGGGCCUUGCCCGAUCAAUAAUAUUGUAAAUAAGUACAUCAUUUAAAAUAUACUUCAACAUUUUAUUUGCCAAAAA